UAUCUUGAGUUACCUUGUACAAUUGCUGGUACUCGUAGCACGUUGAAGUCGUCUCUCUCCACCGAAACCGUGUAGCACUUGCCCAGCCUUCCUUGCCUGCGCUCAGUUUGAACGACCCGCUUAGCCCAGAACAUGCCUUAAACUUCUUCAUGCAUUUUAGGAUAGCCAAAUGAGUCAACUGGCGAGCCUGGCGCCUCAGGUGCAAACUCGCGCUGAGGGCCUGACCGGCAUAACGCCAGCCGGUGACACGCUUCGCGUUCGUGAAGUAUGGGCAGACAAUAUGGAGGUGGAGUUUGCGCUGCUGCGGGACAUCGUGGAGGACUACCCCUACAUCGCCAUGGACACGGAGUUCCCGGGCGUGGUUGCUAAGCCAAUUGGCACGUUUAAGAGCAGCAGGGAGUACCUGUACAAGGCAUUGAAGAUGAACGUGGACAUGCUGAAGCUCAUACAGCUGGGACUGACCCUUACCGACGCCAAGGGUACCCUGCCGCGAGCAGCCAACGGCGAGCUUUGCGUGUGGCAGUUUAACUUCAAGGGCUUCAAGCUCUCGGACGACGUCUACGCGCAGGACAGUAUUGAGCUGCUCAAGCAGUCGGGGAUCGACUUCGCGCUGCAUGAAGCGCGUGGCAUUGACGUGCACCGCUUUGGCGAGCUGCUCAUGACCUCGGGCAUCGUCCUGAACGACGACGUGCGCUGGAUCACGUUCCACAGCAACUACGACUUCGGGUACCUGCUCAAAAUCCUCACCUGCCAGCCCCUGCCCGGCACGGAGCAGGAGUUCUUCGAGCUCCUCAACAUCUAUUUCCCCAACAUCUUCGACAUUAAGUACCUCAUGCGUUACUGUGACAACCUGCACGGCGGGCUGAACAAGCUGGCGGAGAUGCUCGACGUGCAACGCAUCGGCCCCCAGCACCAGGCCGGCUCGGACAGCCUCUUGACAUCGGCCACGUUCAUCAAACUGGCUAACAAGUACUUCCACGGCAUUGACGGCGCUUCCAAACACAUGGGCGUGCUGUUUGGCCUGGGCGUGGACGGUGCACCCGAGUCGAAGGGCCAGGACAACGGCUCGUGAGGGAGCGAUCAGGAUGGACCGCCACUGAGGGUGCGGAUUGGCAGCAGUGUUGGUUAUGCCACCGGCCAUGCAUCAUAUGGCCGCGGGCAUGGACAAGACGUCUGAACCUAAGUGGCCGCACGCGCAGGCCGUGCUAGCGGAGUGUGCAGGGCCCAUGUAUGCAAUACUACACUAUUUUCAUGAUGCCAAGUCGCUAAGUGGGUGAUACUGGGCAUAUACGGCAUUGUUUGUGUGCGGAUGUGCGCGUGUGUGACACAUGGCGGAGCAGGAACAUGUACGUGUGUUACAAGUCUUGUUUUUGCCGCCAGCAACCAGUUUGCGCCUGCAAGGCUGGACACGAUGGACCACCAAGGAUUGUUUGCUAAGGUUUCUGGGUGCCGUGGACGGGAUGGAAGGAGACAUUUGAUUCACGUGGUUUUGGUGUCACGACAGUGCCGGCAUCUCAGUCGAUUUUGCUUCAGGUUUGUUGAAGGCAAGCGGGAACGGAUUGGAACUCCAAGGAGGGGCGAGGCAUGAUGUCUGCUCAUAGCGUUUGGGAUUGAGGUGGCACACCAUUUACCUGCCCAGGCGGGAGCGUUGCGGCAGGGCGCGGCGGUCAUAUGGGACGUGGCGGGAGAGACCAGGGCGAACUUUGCUGCCACACUCUUUCCGACCCGUCAGCGACACAUCCCAACGCGCACCGGCUUCGAAUGAUGUAAGGAUAAUCCCAU
Messenger RNA from Chlamydomonas reinhardtii, 1782 nucleotides. RefSeq lists its product as uncharacterized. Bases 281 to 1072 code for a protein of 263 amino acids. NCBI's taxonomy places the organism in Eukaryota, Viridiplantae, Chlorophyta, Chlorophyceae, Chlamydomonadales, Chlamydomonadaceae. The transcript has 2 exons. Gene Ontology annotation, molecular function: nucleic acid binding; poly(A)-specific ribonuclease activity. Gene Ontology annotation, cellular component: CCR4-NOT core complex; P-body; CCR4-NOT complex. The record is from RefSeq and is a predicted model, not a curated record.